CCGGUUGGCAUGACUGCGAUUUUCAGUGCAAGUUCCUCUUCCUGUUUCAAGAAUUGGGGAAAAAAAUUGCACCAUUUGGUAAAACUCUGGCUGAGCGGCGGCAUCGGGACUCAGCCCUUUGGGAUGAUGUCCUUCUACUUCUCGGACACGGCAGUGCUGCUCUUCGACUUCUGGAGCGUCCACACCCCCACAGGGAUGGCGCUCUCGGUGCUGGUGAUCCUGCUACUGUCGAUGCUUUACGAAGCCGUCAAGAUGGGCAAGGCCGUGCUGCUGCGGCGGGCGCUGCUGGCUCUGCCCCGCAGCCUCAGCCGGGAGUCGCUGGCGGAGCCGGAGGAGGGGGGCACCGGCCCUGCGCAGGGCAGGUGGUUUCGGUACCACAUCGGCCAGACGCUGUUCCACGUGGUGCAGGUAGUGCUGGGCUACAUGGUGAUGCUGGCCGUCAUGUCCUACAACGUCUGGAUCUUCCUCGGGGCCAUUGCGGGCUCCACGCUGGGCUAUUUCGUGGUGUACCCCCUGCUUGGUCGGGGCUAGGCACCCCCCCGGGAUGGUGGGCAAUGUGUUCCACACCUCCUGCUACUUUGUCUGGAAUAGCUGCUGUCACUUCUGCUGGGCCUGUCCUUGUCCCCAUGCUAUGUGGGACGCAGCACCCCAAGGACUUGCUGCGGGGACCCUCAGGGCUGGCCCGACUCGGGUGGGGAGGCGCUGGGGAAGGGGAGCCCCACGGCCAGCACUCUGCCACGCUGCCACCGCUGCUGUCCUCGGCUGGUGGCUGUCCACCGGCUCUCAGGGAGCUUUGGCCGGGUGAUGACGGUGGCGGGGGGUGCUGGGCAUUUCCUUCUCCCCCCUGCUUUUCGGGAGGGUUCAUCCUGGCUGGAACAGGAAUGGUCCAGUGACCUGCUGGGGAAGGGGACAUGCUGGGGACAGGCACGCCUGCCCUCCUGCCCAGAGCUGCCCUGCACCAAGCCCCUCUUCACACAGUGCCUUCUGGGGAUAACGGGGGUCCUGCUGGCCCCCCCCGCCCCCUCCUCCUGCACAGCGCUUCAGGGAUGGGGUCGGAGCAGCCUCCGAGCCGUCGGUGUGGCCGUGCCGAGGGGAAGCUGCUGCUGCGGGUGCCUCUUGCUGCUUCCUCGGGACCCCCCUUUUAAUAAAAUCAUCUCAGUUGUUUGGCUUCUGGCUUGUGUUGCUGCUGGGUGGUCUCAGGAUGACACCCCCCCAGUCACAGUGGGAGUGGGGAGCCCCAGCCCUACCCCUCCAGCACAGCCCCAGGGGGGCAGUUCAGGAAUAAGGACAGUCUCCUCUGGCUUUAAAUAAAGCUUUUCCAUUUUA
This is a messenger RNA of Gymnogyps californianus (California condor), 1326 nucleotides long. RefSeq names its product solute carrier family 31 member 2 (gene SLC31A2). Lineage: Eukaryota; Metazoa; Chordata; Aves; Accipitriformes; Cathartidae. Gene Ontology annotation, molecular function: copper ion transmembrane transporter activity. The record is from RefSeq and is a predicted model, not a curated record. The coding region runs from base 10 to 531 and encodes 173 amino acids. The transcript has 4 exons. Gene Ontology annotation, cellular component: membrane. Gene Ontology annotation, biological process: copper ion transmembrane transport.